UUUUUUUUUUCUCUCUCUGCGCUGUAGAGCAAAGACUAUUCUUCUUUCUCAUUUUCUUUUGCGAAAUUGUUCCAAUUAUUCAUAUUGAUUUUGAUUAUGAUUGUAAAUAAUUAUAUUCUAUUUGGUAAAUUGUCGCCACCCAUUAUGACUCUUCCUCAUUUCUUGUAAAACCCGUCGUCCUCUUCUUCUUCUUAUCUUCUUCCUUCUGUUUAUAAACGAUGCCUUUUGACUUUGUACCAUUCUCCUAUCUGUAGCAUAAAACACGUAUCUUUGCCCUCCUCCAAAGCAGAACAUACGCUUACAUCACAAUACAUACUGCGCUCUCUCUCUCUCGUUUUGCUCUAGCUAUUUCUUUGUUUAUGUUUAUAUGUACAUACAUGUUACAUACCGUCUCUUUCAAUAUUGGUUUGUUACAUGCAGCCAGGUGCUGACAGUUUCUUUCUGAUAUAGGAGAGUUCGCAAGAGAGGUUCUUUUCUUAAUCUUUUAGAGGUUUUUUGUAUUGUUCUAGUUUCGGGGUUUUCUUUCUUUUUGGAUUCUGGGUUACUGGCCUUCUUCUUGUAUGUUGUGAUUUUAUUUGUGAUUUUGUAUUGAAUUUUUUAUCUGGACACUUUAAAAAUUGGAUUUUGGUUAGCUCUAUGUUGUUAGAGAACCAUUUGAUCUUAAGAUCAGCAUGGCCUCAAAGAGGCCGCUGUUGAUCCCAUCACCACGAACUUCUAGUAAUCCCCAAGAUUAUACUAGUUUACCUGUUUUAGCUGAUCUGUCCAAACCCACUAUUGAUAAUCCUAAAUUGGUUUCCAGGAUGGAUUCCAAAAACACAAUUGAGAGUUCCUCGAGCAUUGAAAUUUCUUUGAAUUCCAUGUCGAGAAGAAGUGCUUCUUCUAAUCACUCGAGAGCUUCUGGUGGAAAUUCAGUUAGGGAAGUGACAUUUGGUGAUUUAGGAUCCAAACCUGUGAGAUAUGGUUCCAGAGGAGCUGAUUCAGAAGGGUUUAGUGCAUCCCUGAAGGAGAUCAAUGAUGAAGAUGCCAGGUUGGUUUAUUUAAAUGAUCCUGAAAAGACAAACGAGAGGUUUGAGUUUUCUGGUAAUUCUAUUCAGACUGGGAAAUAUUCACUCCUUUCCUUUGUGCCUAGGAAUUUGUUUGAGCAAUUUCAUAGAGUUGCAUACGUUUACUUUCUUGUCAUUGCUGUGCUCAAUCAGCUACCCCAGCUUGCAGUUUUCGGUCGGGGUGCUUCCAUUUUGCCGCUUGCCUUUGUUCUUUUAGUUACAGCAGUUAAGGAUGCGUAUGAGGAUUGGAGGAGGCAUAGGUCAGAUAGAAUUGAGAAUAAUAGAUUGGCAUGGGUUUUGGUUAAUGAUCAGUUUCAGCAAAAAAAAUGGAAGGAUGUUCGGGUCGGUGAGAUAAUCAAGAUUCAUGCAACUGAAAGUCUUCCUUGUGAUAUGGUUCUGCUCUCAACUAGUGACCCAACUGGGGUUGCUUAUGUGCAGACUAUAAACUUAGAUGGAGAGUCAAACUUGAAAACGCGAUAUGCAAAGCAAGAGACCAUUUCAAAGAUUCCUGAGAAGGAAAAGAUUGGUGGGUUGAUUAAGUGUGAGAAACCCAACAGAAAUAUUUAUGGGUUUCAUGCGAACAUGGAUAUGGACGGGAAAAGGCUGUCACUCGGUCCCUCCAAUAUUAUCCUUCGUGGCUGUGAGCUCAAGAAUACUGCUUGGGCAAUAGGUAUUGCAGUUUAUUGUGGCCGUGAGACCAAAGUUAUGCUUAAUAGCUCAGGAGCCCCUUCAAAGAGGAGCCGACUGGAGACACGCAUGAAUUUAGAGAUCAUCAUCCUAUCUUUGUUUCUUAUUGCUUUGUGUAGUAUUGUCUCUGUAUGUGCUGCUGUGUGGUUGAGGCGCCACAAGGAUGAGUUAAAUACCAUGCCUUUUUAUAGGAAAAAGGACUUCAAUGAUGAAGAUCAGGAUGAUUAUAAUUAUUAUGGAUGGGGACUGGAGAUACUUUUCACAUUCCUCAUGUCAGUGAUUGUGUUCCAGAUUAUGAUCCCUAUAUCUUUGUACAUUUCUAUGGAGCUUGUCCGGGUUGGUCAGGCUUACUUCAUGAUUCGAGAUAAACAAAUGUAUGAUGAGGCCUCAAAUUCAAGAUUCCAGUGUCGUGCUUUGAAUAUUAAUGAAGAUCUGGGGCAAAUCAAGUAUGUGUUCUCAGAUAAAACUGGUACUCUUACUGAGAACAAAAUGGAGUUUCAGUGUGCAAGCAUAUGGGGAGUAGAUUACAGUGGUGGAAAAGCCAGUUCACAAGAUGUGAAUGUUCGAUACUCUGGUAAAGUGGAUGGAAAAACUUUGAGGCCAAAGAUGAAGGUGAAGGUUGACCCUCAGCUUCUACAUUUAUCAAGAAGUGGAAAGGUUACAGAGGAAGCCAAACGUGUUCAUGAUUUCUUCCUUGCGCUGGCAGCAUGUAAUACUAUUGUGCCUAUUGUUUUUGAUGAUGCAUCGGAUCCUACUACUAAGUUAAUGGAUUACCAAGGGGAAUCUCCAGAUGAACAAGCAUUGGUUUAUGCUGCUGCUGCUUAUGGAUUUAUGCUUAUAGAAAGAACUUCAGGUCAUAUAGUUAUUGAUAUUCAAGGAGAAAGGCAAAGGUUCGAUGUAUUAGGUUUGCAUGAGUUUGAUAGUGACCGGAAGAGGAUGUCAGUUAUAUUAGGGUGCCCUGACAAGACUGUCAAAGUCUUUGUAAAAGGUGCCGAUACAUCCAUGUUUAGUGUGAUGGAUAGAUCCUUAAACAUGAAUGUAAUACGUGCUACUGAAGCUAAUCUUCACACUUACUCUUCAAUGGGUUUGAGAACUCUUGUUAUUGGGACACGUGAAUUGAGUGAUUCAGAAUUUGAGCAGUGGCACUGUUCCUUUGAGGCAGCUAGCACAGCUUUAAUUGGUCGGGCUGCAAUGCUUCGAAAGGUUGCUAGCAGUGUGGAAAACCGUCUUAGCAUACUGGGUGCUUCUGCCAUUGAAGAUAAGCUGCAACAAGGUGUCCCAGAAGCCAUAGAGUCUCUUAGGACAGCGGGGAUUAGAGUAUGGGUUUUAACUGGGGACAAGCAAGAAACUGCGAUAUCAAUUGGUUACUCUUCCAAACUCUUGACAAAUAAAAUGACCCAGAUUAUAAUCAAUAGCAACUCUAAGGAGUCAUGUAGAAAAAGUUUAGAAGAUGCUUUGGUCGUGUCCAAGAAGCUUACUACUGUGUCUGGGGCAGCACAAAAUGUUGGGGGAAGUUCUGCAGCUGCUAUAGGCCAAGUCGCAUUGAUUAUUGAUGGUACCAGCCUUGUUUAUGUGCUUGACAGCGAACUUGAGGAACAGCUAUUCGAAUUAGCCAGUAAAUGUUCAGUAGUACUAUGCUGCCGGGUGGCACCAUUGCAAAAGGCUGGAAUCGUUGCCCUUGUGAAGAACAGGACUGCUGACAUGACACUCGCUAUUGGAGAUGGUGCUAAUGAUGUUUCGAUGAUCCAAAUGGCUGAUGUGGGAGUUGGGAUCAGCGGGAAAGAGGGUCGGCAAGCUGUAAUGGCAUCAGAUUUUGCAAUGGGGCAGUUUAGAUUCUUAGUUCCACUUUUAUUGGUCCAUGGACAUUGGAAUUACCAGCGGAUGUCCUACAUGAUACUAUAUAAUUUUUACAGGAAUGCUGUAUUUGUUCUUGUUUUAUUUUGUUACACGCUCUUUACAAGUUUCACUUUGACAACUGCAAUCAAUGAGUGGAGCAGCGUGCUGUAUUCUGUCAUUUAUACUGCACUGCCAACCAUUGUUGUUGGUAUCCUUGACAAGGACCUAAGUAGAAGCACUCUUCUAAAGUAUCCUCAGCUUUAUGGAGCUGGGCAAAGACAUGAGAGCUACAACUCUAAGUUGUUCUGGGUAACAAUGAUUGAUACCUUAUGGCAAAGUGCAGUUGUCUAUUUUGUCCCUUUCUUUGCAUAUUGGGCCAGUACAAUUGAUGCACCGAGUAUAGGAGAUCUAUGGACACUUGCAGUAGUCAUUUUGGUUAAUUUGCACUUGGCUAUGGACAUCAUCCGGUGGACUUGGAUUACGCAUGCAGCCAUUUGGGGGUGCAUAGUUGCAACUUUCAUAUGUGUCAUUGUCAUCGACUCUGUGCCUACUUUAGUUGGAUACUGGGCCUUCUUUGAAAUUGCAAAGACAGCACCAUUUUGGUUAUGCUUGCUAGCUAUAGUUGUAGCAGCACUCCUACCUCGAUUUGUCGUAAAAGUGCUUCAUCAAUAUUUCAGUCCUUGUGAUAUUCAGAUUACAAGAGAAGCAGAAAAGGUUGGGAAUAGAAGAGAGUUUGGAGCUGUAGAAAUAGAAAUGAACCCAAUCUUGGACCCUCCAAGAAGAUGACAUGGUAAUUUUGUGACUUCUUAUACUUUUUUUUUUCUUUUUUUUUUUUUUUUGUAAAAAUAUAAUAUUCUUUCAGGCUUCUCAAUGUAUGGCUGCCUGGUUUUUGUUGUUUGCUAUCCAAAGGAUAGUGCUUGUAACAUUUAGGUUUGGUAUUUUUUUGUGAAUUUGUUGAGUGUAAAUUAUCAGGGUUUAGUGGAAGAAAAAUAACACUUAGUGCACGAAGAUAAAAAUAUUAUACGAAAUUUUACAGUCUGAAGAUUUGAUAUGAA
Molecule: messenger RNA, 4621 nt
Organism: Ricinus communis (castor bean)
Lineage: Eukaryota; Viridiplantae; Streptophyta; Magnoliopsida; Malpighiales; Euphorbiaceae
Product: phospholipid-transporting ATPase 1
Exons: 7
Coding region: 672-4352 (1226 amino acids)
Biological process (GO): phospholipid translocation
Cellular component (GO): plasma membrane
Molecular function (GO): ATP binding; ATPase-coupled intramembrane lipid carrier activity; ATP hydrolysis activity
Source: RefSeq, a predicted model, not a curated record